AUGUACGAGGAGUUUGUUGAAGAUCUACCAGUUUUACAAAAAUCAACAGAAACAUUUCUGAUAAAGGGAUUAAAGCUGCCAUUUUAUGCUUCAAGCAAUACAAUUGUAAAAGUAGUAGGCAAUUAUUAUUUCAGAAAGGAAAACUUCGUUCUUUUUGCCUCCCCAUGUUCCGGAAAGCUCAUCGGAAUACUGGAAAUGGUAAAAAGCUUGCGAGAUUAUGUCGUUUUGACAGACAGAAAGACUAGAGAGCAAUUUGAUACCAGGAAUAUUUGUGAUAAUAAUAUCAUUUUAGCCGAUGGUUUUAAUUUUGAAGAAAGCUCGGCAAAGUUUUUAAUUUUUUACAACACAAAAAUUCCAUUUGAGCAGAUAGACAAUAACAAUGUUCAUAUAAGUGGAUUUUAUGAUUAUGUAGGACUAUGCAAUACAAAAGAGUACAAAAGCUAUAUUCAGAACCAAGUUUCAUAUUUUCCUGACAAUUAUAUUUACACAGUUAUUUGCCAAUACCCAAAGCAGAAAAAAGUUGAGUUGGUAUUUGGAACUGACAAUUCAAUAAAGCAUCUGUCAGUAUCUAAUAUUGCCAAUAGUGAGGUGUGUGGUUUGGAAUCCCGAAGAUGCUGUGUUUUCGUUAAAUACACCCUUCCGCCUGCAGUGCUAAGCUAUUUUAAAAACCAGAAAAUUGAAGUAGUCAACAAAAUACCGUAUGGAUUUAAGACAGACAAGUUGGUUUUCUAUGACAUCUGCCCCGAGCUCAUAUGUGCUGCUUUAGACCAUAUUGACCAUGUGGUUAUAGUUUAUACAAGGGAUGACUUUGGUACCUUAAAGGAAAUUUACCGGACACUCGAAAACAAAAGUAUUGAAGUGCCAGAUUUUAUCCAGAAAAUUGUAGGCUAG
Molecule: messenger RNA, 891 nt
Organism: Vittaforma corneae ATCC 50505
Lineage: Eukaryota; Fungi; Microsporidia; Nosematidae
Exons: 1
Coding region: 1-891 (296 amino acids)
Source: RefSeq, a predicted model, not a curated record